Messenger RNA from Toxotes jaculatrix (banded archerfish), 1759 nucleotides. RefSeq names its product RNA polymerase I and III subunit C (gene polr1c). The coding region runs from base 34 to 1089 and encodes 351 amino acids. Gene Ontology annotation, biological process: DNA-templated transcription. Gene Ontology annotation, cellular component: RNA polymerase I complex; RNA polymerase III complex. NCBI's taxonomy places the organism in Eukaryota, Metazoa, Chordata, Actinopteri, Toxotidae. Gene Ontology annotation, molecular function: DNA binding; protein dimerization activity. The record is from RefSeq and is a predicted model, not a curated record. The transcript is spliced from 9 exons.
UGUGGGCGGGGCUAAAGACCACUACAUGACAAAAUGGCUGCGUCCAUGAAGAACGUGGAAGAGAUUCGGAAUCGAGUAAUACUUGGGGAAUUUGGUGUGAAGAAUGUUCAAACAACAGAUUUCCCUGGAAACUAUCCUGGGUAUGAUGACACCUGGGACAUGAAAAAAUUUCAAGAGAAGUUCAGAAUUGAUGUAAUGCACCUGGAUGAGAGCAGCAUGGAGUUUGAUAUGGUGGGCAUAGACGCAGCCAUCGCCAACGCCUUCAGAAGGAUCUUACUGGCAGAGGUGCCCACCAUGGCUAUAGAGAAGGUGUUUAUCUAUAACAACACAUCCAUCGUCCAGGACGAAGUCUUGGCCCACAGAUUAGGCCUCGUCCCUAUCAAAGCUGACCCCCGACUGUUUGAGUACAGGAACGCAGGUGAAGAGGCGACAGAGGAGGAAGGAUCAGAAAUAGACACGAUUCAGCUGCAGCUGAAGAUCAAGUGCAGCAGGAACCCCAGAGCCAGCAAAGACUCCUCUGACCCACGAGAGCUGUAUCUGAACCACAUGGUUUAUUCCAAGGACAUAAAGUGGGUCCCCAUUGGGAACCAAGCAGACGUGUUUGCAGACUCCGGCAUUGGACCCGUACAUGAGGACAUCCUGAUAGCUCAGCUACGACCAGGACAGGAGCUGGACAUCAUUAUGCACUGUGUCAAAGGCAUUGGGAAGGACCACGCUAAGUUCUCUCCAGUGGCCACAGCCAGUUACCGCCUCCUGCCGGAGAUCACCCUCCUGGAGCCGGUGGAGGGAGAGAAGGCCGAGCGCUUAAAACGCUGCUUCUCACGAGGAGUUAUUGAACUGGAAGAUGUAAACGGGAAAAAGGUGGCCAAAGUAGUCAACAGUCGCCUGGAUACGUGCAGCAGGGAAGUCCUCCGACAUGACGACCUGAAGAACAUGGUGAAACUCGGAAGAGUGCGAGACCAUUUCAUUUUUUCCGUGGAGUCGACUGGCAUCCUGCCUCCAGAUGUCCUGGUCACGGAGGCUAUCAAAGUCCUCAUGGCCAAGUGUCAGAAGUUUCUCAGCGAGCUGAACUCUCCUGACAUGGAGUGAAAUGAUGACAGUGCGUGCGCUAAUUUAAAAAAGCAAUUCUGUAUUUUCAGAAUUCAGUUAUCAUGGUUGGUAGACUUGCUUGUAAGUAUGUAUAUACUGUUGUCUCUAGUUUUUAUACCACUCUCAGUGUUCGUUAAGUAAACAUGCUGAAUUCAAUAAAAACAUAACCAAUAAUAUCUGAAGGUCCAGACUUACUGUACAGUGUUCUGUAUGGGUCUUUGCAUAAUAUAAUAAAACAAAAUUUAUAAUCAAUCAUAAUAGAAAGCACAGAUGUUAUUACAGGAUGAGUGCAGUAUACAGAGAAUAUAUUUUCUUGGUAUCAUGUGUUCAUAUAGACCUGAUGAAUCAGUAUCAGAGUGAUCUCAUCUCUCGGGCUGUCAGUGUGUCUGCUGCCAACUUCCUGUCAGAUGUUCGUACAUUAAAGCGCUGCUGAUACAUCACUGUCAUUUAUCCUAAUAUUCCAGAGAUGUACAUGUCAUAAAUUUUUUUUAGAGCAGGAAAAUGACCCACUCAGUAUUUUAUGGAUCAUAACCAAUUGAGAUGUUCUGAGUCCAAGUCCCACCACCACACCCACUGGACACAAAAUAUGAGUGAGAAGUUAAUUGGAAUUAGUAGGUCUGGUGUGAUCAUGUGUAGUUUUCUGUAGUUUCUUUGAGGGUGGAUGCAGGUC